Owenia fusiformis is the source of this 1222-nucleotide messenger RNA. The record is from the annotation of a GenBank genome assembly. NCBI's taxonomy places the organism in Eukaryota, Metazoa, Annelida, Polychaeta, Sabellida, Oweniidae.
GAGCGUCUCAAUAUACAUGUUGGGGCUUCUGAGUCUGGACCGGUACAUCGCUAUAAUACACCCCCUACACUAUAAUGUUUAUUGCAGUAAAAAGAGGGCAUAUGUUGCCAUGGUUACCGUUUGGGUGUUUAGUUUCAUGUUUUGGUUGCUCUCAGUUUUAGGGAUUAGCCGAGUCAUCUAUAUAGAUAGUGUAAUGUUAUGUAAUCCAGAUCCUUCGACUGCCCCUGUACUUGCAAUAUCUGCAAUCAUCCUAAUCUUACUGAUAACAUCCAUCGUCAUACUCUACUGCUCUAUCAAGAUAUUAAAUGUGGUUAUAAGACAGUCAAAACAAAUUUCACCCGAAGGUGGUCGGAGCAAAAGUUGGUCCAUGAAGUCAAGCAUGAAGGGGAUCCGAACGUUAUUGGUUAUUGUGACAGGUUUCUAUGUUGCCUGGACACCACAUUGUACUGAAUGGAUUGUGGUACUGGUUGUGCCAUCCGCAAUAAUACCUGUAUGGGUACAGCGAAUGAGCAGAUUGUUAUGUAAUUCAAACUCUUUCUGGAACGCUAUCAUAUAUACCGUCACUAAUUCUCAGUUCAGGAGAGCUGCCCUUCGUAUGCUUUGCUGCAACAAAGCAACGUUUUCUGAGAACACUUGAUCGACGAUGAACCACUUGUACGAAUUGCCGGACUUCCUAAUUAAUGACACAAAAGAACAUUAUGAUGCUGAUGAUCAAUAUGAAGAAAGGACAAUAGCAAGAAAUAAUUCGUGUUAAGCCUCUUACUUCUCUAUUGAACUAGUUUCCUCUAGCCCCUCUUAUAUACCCCUCGUGUAGGAAAUUCCAAUGCUCGAAACAAAGUGCCCUUGUUAUGUGUAUAACGAUGGCACAUUACCUGAUUAAUGGCGUUGUGUAAAAAUAUUGAUCUUUAUGUUACUUGAUUAGUAUUUGAUUUUGAUAGUUAUUUUUGAAUUCAGACAAUGAACCUCGUUUUGAAUAAACUUUUUCAUUUUCAUUCACCAUUACUUUAUUUCUAUAAGAAUCAUAGCAUGGAAAAUUGCUCUAAACUUAGUGAGCAAUUCAUUCAUUUUUAAGAAUUGUGACAUUUUGGAAGUUUUUAAGAUAUUUUCUGUUUUUCAGAUUUUUGGAGCCCAUUGUUACUUUUUUAUUGGGGCUGACGUUUCAUUUCAUUUCAUUUGAAUUACAAACGCAGUGGCUGAGGGAAAUAUCGAUAUCAUCCGAGGG